This is a messenger RNA of Corticium candelabrum, 1799 nucleotides long. RefSeq names its product collagen alpha-1(XXI) chain-like. The record is from RefSeq and is a predicted model, not a curated record. Bases 96 to 1601 code for a protein of 501 amino acids. The transcript has a single exon. Gene Ontology annotation, cellular component: extracellular matrix. Lineage: Eukaryota; Metazoa; Porifera; Homoscleromorpha; Homosclerophorida; Plakinidae.
UGCAUCGCUUUGAUUGCACACUCAGUAACGUGCGCGCGAAGAGAGGACUGGGUACCUCCGAGUCUAGUAAGAGAACGACGACGAUAGCGCAUGCAAUGAGCAGCAGCGAAGUGGACGAGAGUUGUAAAGUUUUGCAAGGAAAUUGUGGCCCAAGCGGCAGAUGGACGAUUGCGUUGUUUCUAUCGUUAGUUGUGGGCAAUUUUGUGUUUAGCGGUUUUCUGUUGUGGAAGCUCAGUGUUCAGGAGAAAAGAUUUGAGAAAAGCGUAGAGAAGUUGCAGUUGGACUUGCAGGAACUUCAAGUAGAAAAAGAGGAAAUGAAGCAGGUUUAUGAGACGUUGUCUGAGUAUGGAGGAGAAAGAGGGAAGAGGUCGGAACAAUCUCCCAGUCAGUCGUCACAAGUUACAAUCAACAUUGCACACGUAUUUGGGUCAUUCAUCAAACAGAUGUGCAAACCAGAAUCAGCAAUUUGUAUACCAGGUCAACCAGGAAGAGACGGUUCAAUUGGAUUGCCAGGAGCAGCUGGAAUAAAAGGCGAGGCGGGAAGGAAUGGUGAACCUGGCAGUAAGGGAUUAUCAGGUAAACAGGGUCCACGUGGAAUUGCAGGUAGGAAAGGAGAGAUGGGAGUGAGUGGAGAGAAAGGAGAAAGAGGAGAGAGGGGAGUCGGUGGACUACAAGGAAUUUUGGGUCCUCGAGGAGAAAAAGGAGAAGAAGGAGACAAAGGUGAACAAGGAUAUACUGGUUUUAAAGGAGAGAAAGGAGAGAGGGGAGUCGGUGGACUGCAAGGAAUUUUGGGUUCUCGAGGAGAAAAAGGAGAAGAAGGAGACAAAGGUGAACGAGGAUAUCCUGGUUUUAAAGGAGAGAAAGGAGAAAGAGGAGAGAGGGGAGUCGGUGGACUGCAAGGAAUUUUGGGUCCUCGAGGAGAAAAAGGAGAAGAAGGAGACAAAGGUGAACGAGGAUAUCCUGGUUUUAAAGGAGAGAAAGGAGAAAGAGGAGAGAGGGGAGUCGGUGGACUGCAAGGAAUUUUGGGUCCUCGAGGAGAAAAAGGACAAGAAGGAGACAAAGGUGAACGAGGAUAUCCUGGUUUUAAAGGAGAGAAGGGUGGAAAGGGGGAGAUUGGGUUACAAGGAGGAAAAGGAAUGAAAGGAAACAAAGGAAUAAAUGGAAUGAAAGGAAAAGGGGACAAAGGGUAUAGUCUCCCCAGUCAAUGUUUAUCAGGGAAUCAUCGUGUUUUAAAUGAAACUUGGAGACAAACAUCUGAGUAUGUUUCUAAGACAGGUUAUCACUGUGAUAGGACAGGUCAUUCAAACAAUCCACAUGGUUUCACACCAGGCUGGCAUUCAUUCAGUCCUACAAUAGGUGGAGCUAUGCCAGAGAAGUGCACAUCUGGUAACUACUGUGGAACUACUGCAUCAGGAUGGUUAAAAGGAUCUCACCCAAGUGUAAUUGGUCAAAAAAUUUCAACAACAGUUUGCUUUAGUCGUGGAGGCAAUUGUUGUUGGAGGCAGACUAGUGUUGAAGUAAUCAAUUGUGGACAGUAUUACAUAUACAACUUACCUAACACUCCAGAUUGCAGUCUAACUUACUGUGCUCGAGGACAGUGAAGAACAAGUUUCCUUUAUCAAAACCAUCACAUGUACUUAUCUUUCCAUUUUUGUGUGUAUCUAUGCUUCUCUGACUAGACAAGUGUCUGCUAAGAAUGAUUGUUGUAACAGCUGCUUGUUGUGUAGGAUUGCUGCAUACAGUAUGAUGUGUUGCUAGAUGGAAAUUUUGUUAUAAACAUACACAGUUUGUGAGCAGAA